Messenger RNA from Triticum aestivum (bread wheat), 877 nucleotides. RefSeq lists its product as uncharacterized. Lineage: Eukaryota; Viridiplantae; Streptophyta; Magnoliopsida; Poales; Poaceae. Bases 168 to 596 code for a protein of 142 amino acids. The transcript is spliced from 4 exons. The record is from RefSeq and is a predicted model, not a curated record.
GGUUACUAUAUCUAAAAAAAGAAGAAGUUAAAAACAAGUCCCAGUCCGUGCCUCCAGCCCCCACCUCUCCGAAAAUCACAAAGCACCGCUCGGUAUCUUCGCCGCCGCCGCCGCCGCCGCCGCUCACCCUAUUGGCUUCACGCGACAAGGCGGUCGCCUCCGCUCACAUGCUGCCGCCGGCUUGUGAUAACUCCUCCACAGGUCAGCCAGUACGAAGUGUGGAAGAAGGGGAAAAUCUGAAGGAGAUCAGAAGAGAGAAUUCAGAGACAUGCAUAUCAAAUUUCAAAAGUAAAUUGUCCAUGGUGGCGAAUUGUGAACAAGUUAUGAGGACUGCUAACAUGCAAAGCGCUGAUGUUAGAGUUCAGACUGUUGUUGAAUUGUUCAAGAAAGUAUAUCAAGAUCUACCGCCGAGGUUGCAGGAAAAAUUGCGAGCCGAUCUCAAUGCUGGCAUCUUUAAGCAUGCUGAAGAAAAAUAUGGGCUGCCUAAAUCAAAAGAAACUACUACCAAAAAGCUUGGCGGUUGGACUAUAGGCAGUAUAGUUCUACCAGUCGUCUUGGGCUUUUUGAUGUUCAUCAUAAGCCUAUAUUUUUACUGAUGCUAAACAGAGAAAGGGGAUUCCAAGACGUUGAUGGGUUAUGUGGUCAUCUUAUGCAUAUUACUUACUGGAUUUAAACUUGUUUUUAUUUUAUGACAAGAAAGACCAGUCCUUAGUAAAGCACAAGUUUGGGUUCAUUGAUGUGAAAAAGAAUCCACAUUAUGCAUGUAGAAAAAAUGUUAUCUUCGAAACCCUCUACAUAAAUGGGAAGUCAUGUUUGUGCCGUUAAAUCUUAUGUACUGCCUUCAAAUAUACGAGUAUCUAUUGUUCGCCUUGUUAAA